UGCGCAUGCGCGCGAUGGCUGGGCGCGCGCGGUGUUGUUGGGUAAGUUGACCGCGGCCUGGGCGGGUCUUUGCUGCUGUGCUGAGGGCUGCAGACCUCCAGGUUCCCGGACUCAGGAGAAGGAAGUGUUGGUGUUUCCUCAUCAAAUCGGAGAUGCCUCUCUUUGGGAGUAUAUUCAGCCCGAAGAAGACGCCUCCUCGGAAGUCUGCUUCUCUCUCCAACCUGCAUUCUUUGGAUCGUUCAACACGGGAGGUAGAGCUGGGCCUUGACUAUGGAACUCCGACUAUGAACCUGGCAGGGCAAAGCCUGAAAUUUGAGAACGGCCAGUGGAUAGCAGACACAGCGAUUAGUGGGGGUGUGGACCGGAGGGAGACUCAGCGCCUGCGCAAGCGGAACCAGCAGUUGGAAGAAGAAAACAAUCUCUUGCGGCUGAAAGUGGACAUUCUGCUGGACAUGCUUUCAGAGACCACUGCCGAGUCCUACUUAAAGGACAGGGAAUUGGAUGAACUGAAGACUGUCAGUCGCAGGAGGAAGUGAAGAUCCCUGAGACAUUCACUAGGAGGACAGAAAGAGUCCCAUUGACCAGGGGAGGAGGAUGCGGUGUAGCCCUAUGUUUUUUAAUCAAAUAAAUAGACUUGCCGUAGGAGAGAGCAUCAACAGGUACUGACACUCCUGGACUGGCUAUAAGGAGGUAAUGUGGGAUGGAAGAAACCAAAGUGCCAGGCCAGGACCAUAGCUAGGGAGGCACCUCAGACACAUCACCCAGGAUGCUUAUCUGAAGCAGACCCCAGGGAUGUCUAGGGAUGGUGAGCCUUGGAUUGUUCUAUACAAGUCUCAGCAUACGACUGUCCAUAUUCCAGAGUCAUCCUGUUAGACAGCUGGCAGUUGGAUGACUUCUUACCCCCUUAACAUUGGUGUUUAGGGGGUGGUGCCAGUUCCAAAGAGCCCUGUAUUUGAGGGUGUGAUGAGCAGCUCUCUAGGCUGUCUGUGCAGUCACCACACUCUCCCUUCCUUUAAAGAAUCUUCAUCCUCCAAGUCCACAGCCUCUUCUGGCUUCAGCUUCCUAGCAGCAUGGGCCAGCCUUCCACAGCACACUGUAGUUUCUUCUCACUUCUUGUUUAUACUAUUUUAUAAAUUAAAUGAUAUUAAAUCA
Messenger RNA from Nannospalax galili (Upper Galilee mountains blind mole rat), 1152 nucleotides. RefSeq names its product chibby family member 1, beta catenin antagonist (gene Cby1). The record is from RefSeq and is a predicted model, not a curated record. Gene Ontology annotation, cellular component: nucleus. Bases 153 to 536 code for a protein of 127 amino acids. Gene Ontology annotation, biological process: negative regulation of Wnt signaling pathway. The transcript is spliced from 5 exons. Lineage: Eukaryota; Metazoa; Chordata; Mammalia; Rodentia; Spalacidae.